This is a messenger RNA of Conger conger (European conger), 4938 nucleotides long. It is a transcript of the gene tapt1a, whose product is annotated as transmembrane anterior posterior transformation 1a. Gene Ontology annotation, biological process: maintenance of protein localization in endoplasmic reticulum; positive regulation of cilium assembly. NCBI's taxonomy places the organism in Eukaryota, Metazoa, Chordata, Actinopteri, Anguilliformes, Congridae. The transcript is spliced from 14 exons. The coding region runs from base 400 to 1812 and encodes 470 amino acids. The record is from RefSeq and is a predicted model, not a curated record. Gene Ontology annotation, cellular component: endoplasmic reticulum membrane; ciliary basal body.
AAGAGAAAAGAAGAGGAAUGGAGGAUCUCCGAGGCCCAGCUCGUGCAAAAUGCGCGAGAUUCAAAGCGGCGAAAUACAGCUCUGACCGGAAUUGCAUUAGUACAUUACGUUACAUUUUAUUUGGCAGACGCUUUUGUCCAAAGAAACGUAAAAAACAAAAAGUCUACGCAAACACUGCAGCACUCCAGGCGCAGAUGAGACGGCUUCAGAGCGGAACAGAAACGGGGAGGUCCAGCAGCCCGGCGGUCAAAUGUAUAGGUGAAGAAGCUGAGGCCAGGAACUCACCUAAAAAAAGAUCUUUCGCUGGUGCGAUUCAUUCGCACGGAGCUGACACGGGGAUACUUCCUGGAACACAAUGAGGCGAAGUACAAGGAGCGCAGAGAGAGGGUGUACACCUGCAUGAGGAUCCCCCGUGAACUGGAGAAGCUGAUGAUUUUCGGCAUCUUCUUGUGCCUGGAUGCCUUCCUGUACGUGUUCACCCUGCUGCCUCUCCGGAUGCUGCUGGCCUUCACCCGGCUUCUCAUGGUCCCCUGCUGGGGGCUCCGCGGGUCUCGCCUCCUGCAGCCCGCCCAGGUGUGUGACAUCCUGAAGGGCUUCAUCCUGGUGCUCUGCUACUUCAUGAUGCAUUACGUGGACUACUCUAUGAUGUACCACCUGAUCCGGGGCCAGUCCGUCAUCAAACUCUACCUCAUCUACAACAUGCUGGAGGUGGCCGAUCGUCUGUUCUCCUCUUUCGGCCAGGACAUACUGGACGCUCUGUACUGGACCGCCACAGAGCCCAAGGAGAGGAAACGAUCCCACAUAGGGGUGAUUCCUCACUUUCUAAUGGCCGUGCUUUAUGUGUUCCUUCAUGCCAUUUUGAUUAUGGUGCAGGCCACGACGCUCAACGUGGCGUUCAACUCCCACAACAAGUCCCUGCUCACCAUCAUGAUGUCCAACAACUUUGUGGAGAUAAAAGGAAGUGUUUUCAAGAAGUUUGGGAAAAACAAUCUGUUUCAGAUGUCAAAUAGUGAUAUCAAGGAAAGGUUUACUAACUAUGUUCUGUUGCUCAUCGUGUGUCUGAGGAACAUGGAGCAGUUCUCGUGGAACCCAGAUCACCUCUGGGUCCUGUUCCCCGACGUCUUCAUGGUAAUCGGCUCGGAGAUUGCGGUGGACGGCGUCAAGCACGCCUUCAUCACAAAGUUUAACGACAUCACAGCCGAAGUGUACAGUGAAUACAGAGCGAGCCUGGCCUUUGACCUCGUCAGCAGCCGGCAAAAAAAUGCAUACACAGACUACAGCGACUCAGUGUCCAGAAGAAUGGGGUUUAUUCCACUGCCUCUGGCUGUCCUUCUAAUCCGGGUGGUGACGAGCUCUGUGACAAUCCAGGGAGCCCUUUCCUACGUGUGCCUACUGCUCUUCUACCUGGGGAUGAUAAGUCUGAAAGUGCUGAACAGCAUCAUUCUGCUGGGGAAGUCCUGUCUGUACGUGAGAGAGGCCAACAUGGAGGAGAAGCUGUUUGAGAGACCACCGACCGCACCGUCCAGCAGAGCCAGCAGCAAGUCAAGGAGCACAGUCACUGUCCCCUCUGUUAUCCCAGCCUGCCCUGCAGACCAGAGCCCCGCCCCCUCCAUCAUCAGCCAACCGGCCGGUAGGGCCAAGGACCGCGCCCCCCAGCCCCCUGCCGGCAGCUCGGACCAGCUCCCAACCGCGCCCGACGAGCACGAGGAGAAGGCGGAGACUCAGGACGAGCCGGAGCUCAAACACAGGACCCCGAAAAAGGACCUGCUGGAGAUCGACCGCUUCACAAUAUGCGGGAACCGCAUCGACUGACGUUCACACACCCCCUUCCCCCGUUCACCGUUAGCGACGGCUCAGGACAGGACAGGCCGCCGUGAAUCCCGUCCCGCCAAAGAGGCCGGCGCUGGAGUAUUUAUUGAGACACACUUAAUUUAUUGUUUACUGGAAGUGUGACUGGUAGCGUUGCACUGGGCUGAGCCUCUGGGGAACGAUAGCGGGAAGACCCGCGGUAUGCAGGGCGAGCUGCAGGACACUCCGAACAGGAAGGAUCAAGCUGGCACGAGCAGCGUCUCAACAGGGUUUAUGACAAAAACAUAAAAAUGCUGAAGGCCUUUGGUCCAAAUAUGUGCCUACAUCACUUUGUUUGCUUUUAAAAAUAAAACAUUACAGUUAUAUAUAAUAUAUAAUAUAACAAGAUACCAACAGGGUAUAACAUUUUCUUAAUAAUCUUCCACCCCAUCAGCAUACUACCACUAAAUCCAAUAUAAUUGACCGAGUGUUCACCUGGUAACAUUCACUCAGUCCUAUGAGUAAGAGUGUCCACUACACUGGCCUCAACUGUACUCAACAGAAGUUAUCCGAAGGCACUUUCAAAGAGUGUGACUCAUUCACAGCUGGGUAAUCCGGUUUUACAGUCUAUUCCUUAUGGACGCAGUCUGAAUAACAUUUCCAUUUUCGGAUGCCUUAGUUUUGUAAUGGCAAUUUAAACAAUCCUUGUGCCUCAAUUUCUACUGUUUGGACAGAGCUAAUAUUUAAAUGGGUUUUAAAUAAUAUAUUUAAAGUGCUGUACAGUAAUAUAUUCAGAAAAUCUUCCCUUGGGCCAAUGUAGUCCUGAAGUACAGCAUCAUGUGGGUAGUAGUGACGGCACAUGGGCGUUGCUGUGCAGAAAGAGCAGCUUCACUCUCAGAAGAAGGGUUAUUUGGCUUUGUCAUAGGUGAGAAGUCUGAGAGCUCCCAGGCAGCGCCAUUUUGCCUGACAAAGAACUUAUUACUAGAUAGGCUUCUUCUAACAAGGCUUUCUUUGGAUCCAUUUCUGAGAGUGUAUGAAAGACUUAAGACAGUCAUUGUAAAUUUGUACCGGCAUUACUAUAACUGUUGUUUGACCAUUUUUUUAAAAGUAAAGACUGGGGCUACUCAACUCCCGGUCCUAUGGGCCGCAGUGUUUGCAGGCAUUUGCUCUGAUCACGCACAACCGGGUAUCACUCCUAAGCCAAGGAGGUGUAAUAAUUUGUGAUAUCAGGUGGUGUGGUGUAAGAUUCACCUGCAGGACCUGGAGUUGAGUAGCACUAGUGUAGAAGAGAUUCCUCUUCACUUCUAGACUGAAAACGUAAAAGAUUAACUCCGUCCAAUAUUACUACAUGACAUUUUGUAUUAAAUUUGUAUUAAAUAUUUUUCAUACAAUAAAAAGCAGUACCGGCUGUUGUGAAUUCACUGUUCAACAGCUGUUCACAUCUGCAGUUCAAUGGCUUGGCAGUUUCUCAGAUGUGUAAGUCAAAAUAUUUAAAUUUGUAUAGUGUUUCAGUUUCAGUUCUAGAUUGUGGUGCAGUGCUUCUGCUUUACCAUGCUUCAGGUUUGUGGUGCAUCACUGCUGUAAAUUUACAAUGCUUCUACUUUCUGGUGCUUAACUUCUACAUUCUGGUGCUCCAGAUUUGCAAUGCUUCUUCUCUAUGGUGCUUCAGUACUAGAUUCUGGUGCCGUGUUUUUACAGUGCUUCUGCUUCAUGGUGCUUUAGGUUUAUUGUGCUUCAGUACUGUAAAUUAACAAUGCUUCUGCAUAAUGUGCUUCAUUUCUAGACUCUGACUCUGAACAACCAGAACUAUAACUGUAUAGCGAACCUCUUGGAUUUACACAAGAUUUCUUGGGUAAAAACAUGUAGGUCUGGGGUACUCCUGGGAAAGAGUUGGCUACUCCUACACUGUAACAGUGUUGUUUAUAUGUAUGGUGCUACUAUAAGGUCACUUGUGUUCUCAAUGUGAUAAAACUAGUUAAAAAGUAACAUUUGUACAGGAAGAACUGUGUGAUGUUUCACACGUGAGUGUUGCUCAGCAACCAGCUGCGAAUUGAAGAAUGACAAUGUCCGUUUGUGGUGUGUCCUUGUUUAGCCUUCGAAUUUUUGCACUGAUGUGCCUCGCUGCCUUAAUUCACACCUUCUCCAGCUCUGCAAAGUUCUGUCGGUAUCUGAAUGAUCCACAAGUCACCUUGCAGAAACAGAACAUGAAUUUUAGAACAUUUUUGAGCGUGGCAUUUUUUUAUCUCAGGAUUUACCCAGGUUUCUUCAGCCAUGAAAGAGUAUAAGAUUAUUGAUAAUGUUAGCAAUGUGUUAUGAUCUGCUUUGAGUUUGGACUUUUUGGUCAUUUGGUUUAUUAUGGAGAAAUGCCUUGCUUUACCAUCUGGUUUUUUGAACACGGGUGCCCUUGGUAAAUCUGUGACUGAAACCGAUAUUUGAUGGUGCUGUCAGCAUUUAAAUCUCUGAUUUUGAAGUGUGGAAUGUUAGAUGGCACAGCUUCCAGGUCCAUCUAUAAACCUACCUGGGUCAGAAAUAGCUGAUAGCUAAGAUAUGAAACUAAAAUAUAGAUUUAUAUGACAAUUUAAAAAAAUGUUUUAACCAUAAAUAUAUAAGCUUUGCUGCAACCAUGAUGAGAGCAGGAGGCUAAUUAUGUUUACAGAUGUGAAGUCUACUACUAGCAGGUAUACACAUCAAAAUUAAAGGAAUUAUUUUUACGAUUGCAUUCGCUACUGUGAACAUGGCAAGGCUAAUACUGGACGACUCUUCACAAAUGCAAAAUAGUGCAAAAUUCACAAUGAAUGGUGUUUUCUUUCUGAAGUAAUUUUGGAGUGGUUGAAUGCACAAGUGGAUGCUAUAACAGAAUUAACUUGGGGAAGUUAUACAUAUCUUUAUUUCACAUUUCAGGAACAAUAAUGACAUUUCUGUUUUUAAGAAAUGUGAACCCAUGGAAGCCAUUAGAAAUUUACCGUUUUAAUAUUGUACAGGUGCUCACUGUUCAUGGGGAUUCCAUAUCAUUCUCAACCAUUCUAUGUUGUGUGUUAUCAUGGCAAAGUUUAAGGUGAUUUAUUUAAAUUGUUCAUAUGUUAAGAAUUGGCAUGUGUGUGAGCAGUGCAUGUCAGAAGCUGAUGAAUAAAGAUUUUUGUUGGUCUGGUA